Messenger RNA from Labrus mixtus (cuckoo wrasse), 2068 nucleotides. RefSeq names its product organic cation/carnitine transporter 2-like. Gene Ontology annotation, biological process: transmembrane transport. NCBI's taxonomy places the organism in Eukaryota, Metazoa, Chordata, Actinopteri, Labriformes, Labridae. Bases 421 to 1761 code for a protein of 446 amino acids. Gene Ontology annotation, cellular component: membrane. The transcript is spliced from 12 exons. The record is from RefSeq and is a predicted model, not a curated record. Gene Ontology annotation, molecular function: transmembrane transporter activity.
UAUGCAUCUAUUAGCGGAGGUGCACCACUGCUGAAAUUUGACCUACGCUUUUUUUUUAUGAGAGGAGGAAGUAAAUUAAAUGAGAGAAGAGGGGACAGGGCUCCAUCUUAUCUCUUUAGAAACUAACGUUAUAUUAAUUUGCUUUAUGGAAUAUAAUAUGACCACCGCUGCUGACUUUUUUUUGAGAGAGAGGAAAGGGGAAAUGAAAGGAGAGGAGACAGGUGGAGAUUCCUCCUACUCCUUCUGCUCAAAGAGGGACUUUUUCUUCCUGAAGCUGAAGCGACAAGGCCUUGUUGACGCUGUAAACGGGUUAUAAAUGGGGAACAGGAGCGGAGUAGUUGCAGCAGAUACAGGCUGGGUGUGGUCAAAAAUCUCUCUGCUCAGGGUUUCAUUCCUGGCAGAGAUAUUAACCUCACCGAGAUGGAGCAGGAGAGCUGUGUGGAUGGGUGGAGCUACAGCAAAGACAUCUACCAGUCUACCAUUGUCUCUGAGUUUGACCUGGUGUGCAGUGAGCAGUGGAAGCAGCCAUUCACCUCCACAGUGUUCUUUAUUGGAGUUGUUUUUGGAUCCUUCUUCUCAGGACAGCUUGCAGACAGGUUUGGAAGGAAACCGGUGCUUUUUGCAACCAUGGCCAUUCAGACAGCUUUUACCUUCAUUCAAGUGUUCUCCGUCUCAUGGACAAUGUUUACCAUCCUCCUCUUCAUGAACGGUUUGGGACAGAUGUCCAACUUUGUAGGUGCUUUAGUGCUGGGGGCUGAGACCUUGACUGGAAACGUGCGAGUCCUUUACUCGUCUUUGGGCACCUGUUUAGGUUUUGCCGUCGGCUACCUGCUGCUGCCUCUCUUUGCUUACUUUUUGAGGGAUUGGAAAUCUCUCCUGCUGGCUUUGUCUGUGCCAAGUAUGAUCUACCUCCCCCUCUGGUGGUUCAUCCCAGAGUCUCCUCGCUGGCUGCUCUCUCAGGGAAGGGUGGAGGAGGCUGAAGCCAUCGUGAGAAAGGCUGCUAGGUGGAAUAAAGUCCGGGCUCCGAGGGUGAUCUUUGAAGGUUACAGUGUAAGUGUUAUUAAGACAAAAGGAAACCCUGACGAACACUACAGUGUGUUGGACCUGCUGAGGAAAAGCCAGAUCAGAGUCAUGACUCUCAUUCUUUGCUUGCUCUCGUUCACUAUGACUAUUGGAUACUAUGGCCUAUCCUUCAACACAUCCCAGCUCCAUGCUGACCCAUACAUCAGUUGUUUCAUCUCUGCAGCUGUAGAGGUUCCUGCUUAUAUUUCCAGCUGGCUGGCUCUGCUAUACCUUCCACGGCGAGUGUCUGUCAUCAGCUCUUUCCUGCUUGAAGCAGUGCCACUCUACCUCAUCCUGCUCAUGCCCAAAAGUCUGUAUUAUCUUUCUCUUGUACUGGAGAUGUUGGGUAAAUUUGCAGCCACCACCGUAUCCUCCCUGAUGUUUGUCUACAUCGCUGAGCUUUACCCAACAGUGCUCAGGAACACCGCCACGGGGGCAUGCACCACAGUUUCCAGAUUGGGCAGCUGCAUGACACCAUUGUUGUUAGAGUUGGGUGGAUACUUUAAAUACCUUCCUUAUAUCAUAAUGGCGACCCUGGCUGUUGUGUCUGCGUUUGCUUCUCUCUUCCUGCCGGAGAGUUUUGGAAAACCUCUCCCUGAAACUAUUCAACAGAUGCAUCAAAGAGAAAGAAUGAAGUGUCCAUGCAUCCCUGGAAAAGAACCCCCAAAAACCUUAGUACUCCUGGACAGUACACUAUGAUUAUCUGCUGAAGUAACACUUCACUGACAAGUUCAUUUAUUGAUAUUUCUUUCCAGUGCUUGUACUUUUUUACAUCAUAUAUAUUUUUUUAAAUAUGGAUAAAUAUCUUGAAUAAACUGGAGAAAAUUAAAAACUAAUAGCUUGACUUUUUUUUAAAAUCUAUUUAGAAACUUCACCACUCAUCAGGCAUCUGCAGAUUUCAAAGGUCUUUGUGUUCUAUAAAAAACAGUUGUUAAUAAUUGUCUAGCAAAAGUUGCAACAUUCUUAUUUUUGUCGUAAAGGCCUGACACGAGUGUUUUUUUUAUCA